Molecule: messenger RNA, 3847 nt
Organism: Paramecium octaurelia
Lineage: Eukaryota; Ciliophora; Oligohymenophorea; Peniculida; Parameciidae
Source: the annotation of a GenBank genome assembly
AUGAAUAGUCAUUAUUUCAACGAUCUUGAUGAGUAUGAACUUGACAAUGAAGAAUCUGUACGUCCUAGAUGGAAAGAGACUAGAGAAUCUAAGAUUGGAAUGGAUUCCUAAAAUCUUCAACCUUUUCGCAAAGAAUUGUUACACGUAUAAGAUUCAAUUAUGCUUCCUAAGACUACUAAUGACAAUUAUAAGAUGACUGAAGAAAGAAUUGAAGCCUUUUAUAGAGAAAAAGAAAUUAUUAUUAAAACGUUUGAGAACUAAAAGGUUCCUCCUCCAUUUUUAAGUUGGGCCUCAGCUGAUUUCCCAACUCCAAUUUUAGAAUCCAUAGAAUAAUUAAAAUUUAAGAAUCCAACAAUAAUUCAAUCAGUUGGUAUUAUAAUAAAUUAAUUAUUAAAUUUAAGUAUUUCCAAUAAUUUUGGCUGGAUAUGAUGUAAUAGGGAUUGCAUAGACAGGUUCAGGAAAGACUAUUGCUUAUUUAUUACCAGGAUUAAUCCAAAUUACAACCUAGAUAACUGAGGAAUUAAACAAUGCAAAAAAAUAAAAUGGACCAUAAAUGUUAAUUUUAGUGCCGACUAGAGAAUUGGCUAUGCAAAUAGAGUCAGAAAUUUAAUUAUUUACGUAAAAUUAUCGGUUAAAAACCCUCUGCAUUUAUGGCGGAAUAAAUAAUAGGAAAAACCAAUUUUAUAACUUAGGAAGGUGUCCAAAUAUAUUGGUGGCUACUCCAGGAAGACUUUUAGAUUUCUUAAGAGAAGAAGCAACAACAUUAGCUAAUGUGAGUUAUCUAGUAAUAGAUGAAGCAGAUAGACUUUUGGAGUUGGGUUUUGAAGAUACAAUUAGGGAGAUAGUGUAGUAAAUUAGGAUAGAUAGGUAAACAGUAUUUUUUUCAGCCACUUGGCCCAAGGCUGUAAAAGACUUAGCAUUUGAUUUUUGUUAAUAUAGCCCAAUUUAUGUUUAGAUCGGGAAAUCGAAUUUAACAAUAAAUAAAAAUAUUGAUUAAGAAAUAAUUUGUCUAUUUUAGAAAGACAAGCUUUAACAACUACUUGAUAUUCUGGACACAUUAAAAAUAUCAGACAAAGUCCUUAUUUUCUCAGAGUAGAAGUAGCGAUGUGAACAGUUGUCCAUAAAUAUGGCCGAUAAAGGAUAUUACACAAUAGCGUUGCAUGGUGAUAAAACAUAACCUCAGAGAGAUGAGAUCAUGAAAGCCUUUCGCAGUGGUUACACUCGCUUAUUAUGUGCAACCGAUUUAGCAUCUCGAGGAUUAGAUGUAACAGAUAUCACUGUUGUAAUUAACUAUGAUUUUCCAAAAUACUUUGACGAUUACAUUCAUCGAAUAGGAAGAACUGGAAGAGGCGAAAAGAAAGGAAAGGCCUUCAGUUUUUUGGCUUAUGACAAAGACGAACCCAGGAUGGCCAAGGAACUCUUGAAAUUGGCUCAAGUGGCUAAUCUUAAAUAUGAUGACUCUGCAUUACAAAAUUUUGCAAUUGGAAUAUGUAAGAAUUAUAUUAUAAUUUAGUCCCUUAAAUGCAGAACGAUUUUGAAUUUGAUAGAUUUAAGCAGUAAUAAUCAAGAAGUAAUAAUUAGAGGGGUAAUUUCUAAUUUUCAAAAAAUUCACAAGAGCAAUAUCAUAAUGAUAACUAAAAAUCUAGGUAAAGAUUAUGUAAUACUAUAUAGAUAUCCUUAAGACAAUAGAGGUUCCUAAGGAGAAAAUAACAAUUAUUCAAAAUAUUCGAAUAUUUAAAAAGAGGAUGGUUCAAAUGGAGAUUCCAAUUAGUAAUAAUAUUUAAUUAUCAAAUAGCAAUUUUAGAUUUAAGGAUAAAUUCUAAGAUUAGAGUUAAUAAUACGGUAGAGAUUCAUAUUAAGGUAGAAAUUAAUGGAAAGAUUAUGGAAAUCAUAAGGAUUAUCGCAAUGAGAAGUCAUAAAAUUAUUAUCAAAAUGGAGAUAAGAAAUAAUUUUAUGGAAAAUAGGAUAGAUUUGAUAACAGAUAAUAGAGAUAGGAAUAAUCAUUUGACCAGAGUAAUAAAUAUAAUAAUGAUCAAAAAGAUAGGCACUAUGAAAAUGGUAGGUAAGAGAGAUAGUUUAGGUAGCAAGGAUAAGAUUGGUCUUAAAAUGGAUAAGAUAAAUAAGAAUAUGGAGAAGAUAAAUAAUUAAAUAGAUAUGAUAGACCGAAAUGGCAAUAAUUUUAAGAGAAUUAAGAUGGAAAUUAUAGAUAAGAUAAAUUUGACAGAUUUAAUAAAAAAUAAUAAUAUAAUAAUCGCUAAUAUCAAGAUCAGGAAGAUGAUAAAGGUCUAUAGAAUGAUAGACAAGGGAAAUCAUAUCGAUAAUAUGAUAGAGAGGAACCAUCAAAUCGAGAAAAUAGAAGAGUGAAUUUUAUUGACCAGUCUGAUGAUAGAUAUGAAAAUAAUCAACAAUAAUAUUAAUCUAGAUUCCCACAUGAGAACAAUUCAAGUAGAUGGGACAAUUAAAGAAAUCAAAAAUAAUAGGAUUACUGGAAUAAUAAUAAAAGAUAAUAACCAUAUUAAUAAAGAUUUAAUGGAGGUUAAGAUAACCCUAGAAGUUUUGAUAACUAAGGGGAAGAUUUUAAGAAUUCUAGAUAAGAAGAAUGUAAAAGACAAUAUACAAGUUAAGCUGAUGAAGGGAAUGCUUAAGAAUGGAAGCAUAAAUAGCAAGAGAAUAACGAUACGAUGAAAAACUAAAAAGAAUAGCAUAGGAAAAAUUAGGUGAGAUUUGAUGUGGAAGAUGAUAAAUAACAUUAAUCUUAUAAUAAUUUUAGUUUCCAAGGAGAUGAUAAUAAAAGAAAUUAUAAACAAAAUAGAUCUUUUAUUCAAGACAGACAUGAAGAUAGUAGGUCUUAGACAUUCAGAAAUAAUGAUUCAAUAAAUCAUCAUAAUUAAAAUUAAGGAAGAAAUUAUUGGGAUUAAAAUGAUAAAAGAAGAAAUGAAAAUUUUAGAGAUACAAGAUAAUCAAAUAAUUAAUAGUUUGAUUUCUAUAAUAAUUCAAGAAAAUAAAAUGAUAAUCAAAAUAGAAUAUAUAGAAAUUAAAUAGAAUAAAAUGGGAAUGAGGAUAAUAAAUUUAAAUCAUUUAGAAAUACUUAAAGUUUAGAAAGAAAUUAAUAAAUUCGAUUUUAUAAUUCAAAAUAAAUUACUAGAAACGGUGUUAAAACUGACGAUUAAUAGAAUAUAGAUUAGUAAUAAAGAUAAAUAUCUAAUAAUAUUUGGAAAAAUAGAAAUAAUGAUCCACAAAAUAAUUAGGAAGAUGUUAUAGAAAAUUAAGAAAUUGCCAAACAAAUUAAGAAUUUAGAUGAAGAUAAGGGUAUGAAAAUAUCAUCAUAAAUUAUUUAAAAGCCAUAAGAAAUGGAAGAGAUUAAUGAACUUUAAGAAUAUAAUUUUAAUUAUAACCCAAAUAAAUCAUCUGAUGAUGGUGAAAUAGAGGAUGAUUAUGAUAAAAUUGAAUAAGAAAACAAGUAAAUAGAUAAUUAGAUAUCUGCCAUCUAAAAUCAUAAUAUUGAUUCAUAAUCAGAACCAUAAACAAAUGAUCAAAUUAAAACAAUAAUAGCUCAAGAACAAUAAGAUGAAAAGAAAGAUUAAAUAUAAAUUGUAGAGGAUGAUGACACUAAAUAAAUAAAAUCUAAUAUUAAUGAAAGGGAAUAAGAUAAUGCAGAAGAUAUUUCUGAUAAUGAAUAUGAUUUUACAAGAUUCAGUAGGAUUCUGGAGUAGGAAAAUCGAUUGAAAUUUGAAUCAAAUCCGCAGUAAGAAUUUUAUUAUAUUAAAGUUAAUACACUAAUAAAAACAGAUUAAUGACAAAGGAGGAAGAAGAAGAAGAAGUAAAAGUAGACCCUAAAUAGGUAUGA